GUGCUAAAUGAUUUAAUUGAUUGUUCGGUGCAUUUUUAUUUGACUUAAUUUUAAUGAACUGAUUGAUUAAGUUUUAAUCUGUUGAAUUUAUUUUAAGGAUAUAUAUUUAAAAAUAUUACUGUGAAUUAUUUUAAUUGUUUGCAAUAUGAGACGUAACAGAGACUUCGGUAUCAAACAAAACAACGGUCCGCUCAUGACCGAUCAUUUACGUGAUUUGGACAUAGAGUUGGAACUUUUAAAGCGCAAGCGAGAGAUCUUACAACAAGAACAAAAUAUGAUCUCUAGGAUAGCGAGGCAGAAUUACGAGCAGCCCUCUAGCUCGUUUAGGCACGAACACAUUCAGUUUCAACCCCAGCAAGUUGAUGUAGCCAACUUCUCUAACCUAUAUGAAGCUCAAGGCGGCACUCGUAAUUUCCGUAACAACCUGAAGCGUCAGAACCAAUCAAAUUGGCAAGCCCCCAAUCCCCCGAAACGUUUCAAUGCCCCUCGGGCCGUGAAUCCAUGGCAGAAUGACUCGGUACAAGGGCAACGGAAAGCUUUCCAACCCCCCAAAAGCUCUUUCUCACCCGUACCCCUCAUGUCCGUGAAGCCUGGCAUCAGCCAGCGUCUGAAACGCGAAAACCCGAACCGAAGGGAUUUCCAACCCUCAAAGAUAACGAAAUCCAGACCAAAAAAAGACAACCAGCCCAAAGCCAGGGCACAGAACGUUAAGAUCGUCAACCACCAAGCAAACGAAGCUAAGAAUUUAGUUUCGGAGACCAUGAAAUCUUUAGAGCCUAGGAAUGACGAUCACAUCUUGCAUCCUGAUAAACAGCCGUCAUUGCAAAUGAAGGGGCGACUUGAGCUUGCGUUGGGUUCGAUUCUGAAAGAGUUACGCCUAGAGCUAAGCAGCGAUCCCGAUGUUUCGGAGUAUUUCGCUACGCAUUACAUCCAACGCAUCGUCAAACGUACGAUACGUUCUCGUAUCAGGGAUGUCAUGAUGGGUAAAGCCGUUGGCACCAUAAAUGACAUCCUGGACAACUACCGCGGGGCGUAUCCAAAGGAAACCGACCUCGAUAUAAUAAAAACUGUCAAAGAGGCCCAAGCCUACAGCAGUAAGAACCUGAGUGUUACGCAUCUCAUUGAAUCAGACGAUCCCCAGGACUUCUUCAGGAAGAACAUGACUCGUAUCCUCAGCAACAAAUUGGAUGAUCUGUUCUCUAAUUUGGAAUCAUUCUAUGAGAACAAAGACAAAGAGAUCAUAGAGAGUAUCAACAAAUUGCCUGAACCGGACAAAUCUGCUAACACCAAUGACACAGAUGAUUACAGCGAGAAGGUCAACUUGCAGCAUAUCCUGAACAAUUUCUUUGAAAGCGUACCCGAUGAUAACGAACUCGUUAAGGCAUUGGGAGGCAGGAUCGACAAGGCUAAGCAUUACAUCGACUUCAUGGAUAGAUUGAUUGAGCAGAGACUGCCCAAGGUCCUGCCUAAGUUCAAGGAUAUGAUUUUAAACAUACUGUAUCACGACAGAGACUUCAUCGGUGCAAAGGCUAUGGUUAUGACCGAAAUGAAGAAAAAGGGUAACACAACAGACGAAUCUGUCCAGCAAAAAGGAAAUGAUGAUGGAAUCACAGAAGACGCUGAGAAAAAUGAAAAUAAAUCUGUAGAGCCGUCUAGAGAUACUGCUAUUGAUAAAACAACAAAUACGACAGGAACAACUACAAACGAUGGCAUAUAUUAUGUUAAGCUUGUAGGGCGUCCCAAACUACCAGCGCGAGCUGAGAUCUGCGAGUUCCUGAACCAGUUCAACACCAAUUCCAUCAAGAAACAUAAGACUAUCAACAAUUUGCUCGUAUUAUCAUUCACAAAUAAAGAUGACUAUAACAGGAUAUUGGCCUCCAAUGAAACGGUUAUUGGUGAUGCCACACUCAUUAUAAAGGCCAGCGAACAAGUGGUUUCUAACAAGGCAGUGAAUCAGAGUUCGACUGAAAAGAAAUGUGAAUCACAAAAUACAUCGGACAAGAAGGAGGAAACCGUGAACUCGUCUUAUAACGAAGCUCUGGAUGACAGCUUCAUAUCAAACGAUUUGGACAAUCAAAUAAAUAGUUUGCUGUCAUCUAUCAGGCAGGCUGACGAAGAGGAUUGUUCAAAAUCUGAUAACUUAAACGAAAACGACGAUGUUUCUAUAGAAAAAUCUGCUGAAGUUACCGAUAAGACGCGUGCGAGUGAUGAAGUCGAUGAUAAUAAUGUUGAAGACAAAGUUAAUGAUGACAUCUCUGAUCAUAACCGUAAAGCUGACGAUGAAAAUGAUUGUGGUGAUGACAAACCGGCGGCUGAUAAAGUUGAAUGUACAGACAACGCUGACGUGACGCGCGAAGACCUGACAGAGAAAUCAAAUAUCGGCGAACAGAAUGUUGAAAAAAUUGAUGAAAAAGAUAAUACUGAAAUGGAAACCGCUUGUACGGAGACAACCGGAUCAGGAACAGCUGACACUAUAGAUGAAGAGAAAGACAUGAGCACUAAACGCAGUGGCACAGAUGAUACAAAUGUAUUGAAUGUGGAAAAUAAUAAAAACGAAGAAUUAAAAAGCAAAGUUCCCGGACGAUCUACACCGACCAGGUUUUCGUCGAGGCUAGCCAGGACGCCGUCCACGGUCACGACAAGGAGAGCUAGCAAACUAGCGCAGAAUAAUCCCUGAAUAUUUACAAUGAUUUUAACUAAUUUCACGUUAACUUAUACCCAACGAUGGAUUUUGUCACAAGUGAAUAUUUAAUGAGUUAACUAUAUGUUCGCUUUUAUUUCAAUAAAACAUUUUCUCUAUUUUA
Molecule: messenger RNA, 2804 nt
Organism: Danaus plexippus (monarch butterfly)
Lineage: Eukaryota; Metazoa; Arthropoda; Insecta; Lepidoptera; Nymphalidae
Exons: 8
Coding region: 146-2677 (843 amino acids)
Source: RefSeq, a predicted model, not a curated record